Uranotaenia lowii is the source of this 2973-nucleotide messenger RNA. RefSeq names its product ATP-binding cassette sub-family C member 12-like. The transcript is spliced from 6 exons. Gene Ontology annotation, biological process: transmembrane transport. Gene Ontology annotation, cellular component: membrane. The record is from RefSeq and is a predicted model, not a curated record. NCBI's taxonomy places the organism in Eukaryota, Metazoa, Arthropoda, Insecta, Diptera, Culicidae. Gene Ontology annotation, molecular function: ABC-type transporter activity; ATP hydrolysis activity; ATP binding. The coding region runs from base 1 to 2973 and encodes 990 amino acids.
AUGGCUAGCAUCUUACAAAUGCUUCACUGGAAGAAGCGACGGGUUCGACACAAUGUUCGCAGUGCCAGAGUCAACUCUGCCUACACACCUCACAACCGACUGUCCCGUUACAAAACGGCCCUCAACACCUUCAUACCAUACCGGACAACGAACACCGGAAACACCGACUUGCCAGUCGACGAAGUUGGUUGUCUAUCGAACAGUUCCUUCUCAUGGGUUAAGACCUUUCUGGUGUCCACAUCACAGCAACGAGACUAUCAGUGUUUGCCGACCUCCAACCGUUACGCGGCAGCUCCAGGACUAGCCUCAGCCGGAAAUGACCCGUUCCUGCUUCCUAAACGACCGUACAGCGACAGCUGCGAGGUGAACUGCCGACGUUUGCUGGGCAUCUACAAGUACGAAGAAACCCUUCGAGGUCGCAAAAGGGUUUCGAUGCUCAAAGUGGUUUUCCGAUUUGCCCGGACUCGGCUCCUGAUAGCGGCGUUCAUCCACUGCCUUUCGAUUGGGCUGAUGUUUUUGGGGAUGCUUCUGUUCGGCAAUCUGAUCAUCGAAUCCAUGCACUCGGACGUGUCUGACGCUUGCCUGAGCUGUCCGGCCAUUGCCAAUUGCUCCAAUACGCCGGAGCCGCUUCUGGGCAUUCGUUUCGAUAUGAACCGGAAGCUGUGCAAUAGUACAGAUCUGUUGGAUCCUAGUGGGCAUCUAGUCAACCGGAUAGUGCUGGGAGUUGGCGUUUUUCUCUGCUUCCUGUUCGGCACACUCUUCGAAAGCAUCCGAAAUUGGAUCAACCUCAGGACCGCGAUCCGUCUGCGCACUGCGAUUCUGUCAUCUACCUAUAAGCGCGCCAUGAGGAGCAGCAUCGUCAACAGGGUUUCGCCGCACCAGGCAAUGACGAUGAGCAAUGAGGAAAACGAAGCAAUCUUCCAACUGGUGGAGUCCUUGGUGCGACUCUUUGGCAUCCUGGUCGGGUUUAUAAUGGCUUUCCUGGCUGGGCUGGUCCUGUUGCCAGCUUCCGGUAUGCUCCCAUUGCUGGGAGUGCUGCCGAUAUUUGUCGUACUGCUGAUUGCCGGAAGUGUUUCCAAAGCCUAUUUCCGCAAGUUCCUGUCAUUUGGUGCCAAAAAACUCUCGCUGGUCGAGGAAUUAUGUAAUAAUUUCAAAAACAUCAAAACUUUGCAACUUGACGUCCUGUACAUGGGAAAGUUUCUGGAGGCCCUGAAUCGGCAGUACAGCGCCUUGCUCUGGAGUAACGUGUACUCGAGUAAAUAUUCUGGAGGCGUUACCUCGGCCAUACUGGUUGGAGGUCUAUACCUGAUAUGGUGUGAUACGAACAUCAAAACCGAAAGUACCGAAGUACUUACGCUUUUGCUAAUUUUUGCCUUCAACGUCCAAAGCUACAUGCUAGAAUACUGUGAUUGUAUCCACAAUAUCUUCCAUGCUAAAGUAACUCUACAAAAGUUGAAACAAGUGUACCAACUGUCCACACCCGAUAACAUUAGGCUUAAACCGAAUCGGGAACAGUUGGCAAUCCAGAUGAACGAGGUGGAAGUGAUAUGGCCCAAGCAAACUGAUUCUGGAAUCACCGACUUCCGACUUUAUUUGGAGAGCUUCGAAAUCGCAACUGGACAGAUUAUUGGAAUAACCGGAAAUUCGGGAGGUGGAAAAACGACUCUAUUGCACACGAUCCUGCGCAAUACCGAAAUCCGUCGUGGUAAAGUGUUCCACCGCGGCAAAAUUGCCUUUUUCCCAACGGAUCCGAUUUUGAUUAACGACACUCUGAAGCAGAAUGUACUUUUUGGGGAGCCACUGGAUACGCAAAGAUACUACGGUGCUAUCAAUGCCUUGAUGCUGAACGAUGACAUCCUGAAGGCUGCAACCACAGACGAUAUGCCACUGCCAUAUUUGGAGCUCACCUUGCAGCAAAUGGAAAGGGUUGCUCUGGCUCGGGCUGUCUACUGCCAGCGCCAAAUUAUCCUGCUAGACGAGCCGCUAAAUCGGAUGCCGGAUAGAAGGCUUGCCCAGGAUCUCUUUUCCCAGAUGAUGAAUACCUUCCGACAUGAGAAGAAAACGGUCAUAGUAGUAUCCCAGUUUGAUGAGUUUCUCAAGUACUGUGAUCGAGUUUUCCGGAUCGAACACGGUACCAUUCUCCGGGAGAGCUACGAUGCAGAAAUUCUAACUAGUCUGUCUCCAGAGGAAACUAAACGAUGGAGACGGGAUAUUGUUUGUAGAGGUGAAUUCGAAUCCUGUGAAGGAAGUGAUCGGGCAGCCCUGAAUGUUGCAAAAAGUGGAAAUCCACAGUCGAACAAUCGAAAUUCUACACGCUUGAGUAAUGGAUCUCUUGACAAUGUUUGCGCCUCCAGACCUUCCGUAAACAUUCAAGGUUUCACGUUACUGGAUUACACAAUACUGAUCGUACUGCACUUAGCGAACAAUUUUCUGUACUUCGGCCCGGUAUUCACAUUGAUCGUUAUCGUGGAACAGGGAGACAUUCAUCCUUGGUUAAGUUCAAUUUGCCUGGCAGUGAUCGCUGGAACCUUUUUCGUAGAUUACUUCGCUAAAACGUACGUGGCACGAAUCAUAGCCAAACGAAACAAAUCCUACCAAGCGAAGCUGGUUGAGUACUUGAUGAACUGCUCCCUAAGCUAUCUCCAAACAACCAAGAUCUCGGACUUGGUUGAUCUCUUCGCCGAUACAAUCUCCUCACGGUUGCUUCAGAUAGACGCCUGCAUCCAUCAAUCGUUGAUGGUUGUCUUUGCACUGGUGCUACUGCUGAUAGCCAAUUUUUGGGCCAGCUGCCUGGUAGCGCUUCUUUUGGCCCUCAUCUUAGCCCUAGUUUUCUGGCUAAGGUACAGCAUGCGACACUAUUCGUCCUUCGAGCAUCAAUCCCGGCGCCGUAUGUUUUCGAUCAUGACUAACCAUUUGGUUGGACGGGCCGCAAUUCAAUCGUUCGAAUACGUUGAAAACUUUGUGCAAGAGUAA